UUGAGGGGGGAUGAAUCGGCGCUAGCAGGAGUUUACGGUAUCUCGUAGAACUAACCCGCAACGGCAAUCCGACGAGCGUCUCCUUCGAGAACGCUUUUGAACUUUGACGACUUCCUUGAGAAUUUCGACCGCCUUCCUGUUGUACAACGUCCUGGAUCACAGCAUCGGAGAGCUCAAAUAUGGUAACUCCAGAGCUAUGACGAACGGUCGCGAAUGACCUCUUCGAAGCCUUGAUAUCAACGCAAAGAUGACAGGCACUGGGCGUGUACUGCGUGUAGGCAUCGUCGGCGCGGGAGAAGUGUCUCAAGUCAUCCAUCUUCCAGUACUGUCUCUUCUCAGUCAUCUCUACACAGUCACAGCCAUCUGUGACCUAUCUCGAAAAAACGCAGAGCACUGCGCUUCCAAAUUCCACAUCCCUCUGGUGACCACAAACCCCGGCGAAGUCUUCCAGAGCACAAACGUCGACGUAGUCUUCGUCCUCACCUCAGAUGAAUUCCACGAACCAUACGUUACCGCCGCUCUCGAAGCGGGCAAGCAUGUGAUGGUCGAGAAACCCAUCACAUUGUCCCUCCCGUCCGCCGAGCGAAUCCUCGCCGCUGAAGCUAAAGCAAAUGGACCCAUCGUCUUCGUCGGCUAUAUGAGACGAUAUGCCGCAUCGUUCACAAACACUUUCAAACGAGAAGUCGCCUCGAUCCCUCGCAUCCUGUAUGCUCGCGUACGUGACUUCUCCGGACCGAAUGCGAAGUUCGUCAACGAGUCGGGCACAUUCCAAGUCAAGAAUGUCGAUGAUAUUCCUUCUACUGCUGGUGAGGAACGGACCCAACGUCUCGAAGCGCUAUACAAAGAAGCGUUCCCUGGGCAGACCAUUACUCAAGAACACAAGAGUCUCAACCGCUUCAUGGGCAGUCUUGGCUCGCACGACAUCUCUCUCAUGCGAGAAGUUCUCGGCUUCCCAGAAAGCGUCGCCGGUAUUUCGGUCAACGACCCCUUCUACUCCGCCAUCUUCAACUACCGCAACAAAACCGGCGAGUCCUUCGCGUGCACCUACGAGUCUGGAAUCGACGCCGUGCCCGAGUUCGAUGCUCACCUGGCAGUCUACGGGCAGCACAAGCGAGUUGAGAUCAUGUACGACUCGCCUUAUGUCAAGGGAUUGCCGAUUAAGGUCAAAGUAUGGGAACUGAAUGAAGCGGGAGAGAUGCAGACGAGGGAGAUGAUAGGAUCGUAUGAGGAUGCGUAUACGGCGGAACUGAAGGAGUUGUAUCAGUGCAUUGUGGAUGGCAAGUCGGUCAAGACGACCGUGAGGGACGCUUUGCAAGACUUGAAACUGUAUGACAUGAUGUAUCAG
Molecule: messenger RNA, 1345 nt
Organism: Zymoseptoria tritici IPO323
Lineage: Eukaryota; Fungi; Ascomycota; Dothideomycetes; Mycosphaerellales; Mycosphaerellaceae
Exons: 3
Biological process (GO): NADPH regeneration
Cellular component (GO): cytoplasm
Molecular function (GO): nucleotide binding; oxidoreductase activity
Source: RefSeq, a predicted model, not a curated record